Molecule: messenger RNA, 634 nt
Organism: Aspergillus heteromorphus CBS 117.55
Lineage: Eukaryota; Fungi; Ascomycota; Eurotiomycetes; Eurotiales; Aspergillaceae
Product: NAD(P)-binding protein
Exons: 3
Coding region: 17-634 (205 amino acids)
Source: RefSeq, a predicted model, not a curated record
CAACAUUUCCUGUACUAUGGCUUCUACAAUCAUCCUUAUAACUGGCGCCAACUCCGGCAUCGGCCUCGCGAUAACCAAAGUGCUCGUGCGCUCAUCCACAACAACGCACGUCAUCCUCGCCAGCCGAAGCGACGAAAAAGCCCAGCAGGCCGUCUCAGAAAUCUCCGCCGAAGGACCCUACGAUGGAACCCUUUCCACCGUGACCAUAGACGUAACAGACCCACAAUCCAUCACCGCCGCCGCCACCCACAUCGAAGUCACAUACGGUCAUCUCGACGUGCUAAUCAACAACGCCGGCGUCAGCGGCAUGGGCAUCUCCGACACCCAAUCCCGGUUCCAAGCGUGUCUCGAAACCAAUGUCACCGGGCCCGCCCUCGUCUCUGAAGCCUUUCGCCCGCUACUGCUGAAAUCGUCCAACCCGUACUCCAUCUUCAUCGGGAGCGGGGAUAAGACGCUCACACGGAACGCGAUGACGCAGAAGGUCCCGCACGCGGCGCAUUUCAAGUCCGGGGACGCGUAUCAGAUCAGUAAGACGGCGUUGAAUAUGUUGGCCAUUAUGGAGGCGAGGGAUUAUGGGGAGCUGGGGUUAAAGGUCUUUGUUUUGGCGCCUGGAUUUAUGAGGAUUCCGUUGUAG